AUGAGUGGCGUCUCGAGGCGGCGUUUCGCGGCGGCUACGGCCGCGAUAUCGGUUUCUGUUGUGACGCUCCUGUUUCUGCUCACCGUCGGUUUUUAUGGGCAGCGAGUAGAUGCUGAAAGGGAGAUCGGACUCGGAUCCGAGCAACACGGCUCCGGCUCCGGCUCCGGCUCCAACCGCAAGCUCCUCCAAGUCGACGAAGGUACAUCGUCGUCGUCGUCGUCGACUGACCGGGUGGGCGACGGGUGCAGCAAGGACGACAUCGUGGUGCACCAGGGGGCGACGCCGCCGCUGCCCAGCGGGAUCCCGACGUACACCGUGGUGGUGCUGAACCUGUGCCCCUCGCGUGGCGGCUGCGCCAUGGCCCACAUCCACCUCACCUGCGGCGCCUUCAGCUCCGCUCGUCUCGUCAACCCCCGCAUCUUCCGCCGCCUCCGCGUCAACGACUGCCUCCUCAACGAUGGCCGCCCCCUUCCCUCGGGCUCCUCCAUCUCGUUUCAGUACGCCAACUCCUUCUCCUACCCCCUCGCCGUCUCCAACGCCUCCUGCAUCCGCUCCUCCUAA
Messenger RNA from Musa acuminata AAA Group (dessert banana), 561 nucleotides. Its product is annotated as TPD1 protein homolog 1-like. The transcript is spliced from 3 exons. Lineage: Eukaryota; Viridiplantae; Streptophyta; Magnoliopsida; Zingiberales; Musaceae. Bases 1 to 561 code for a protein of 186 amino acids. The record is from RefSeq and is a predicted model, not a curated record. Gene Ontology annotation, biological process: cell fate determination.